Molecule: messenger RNA, 3832 nt
Organism: Sebastes umbrosus (honeycomb rockfish)
Lineage: Eukaryota; Metazoa; Chordata; Actinopteri; Perciformes; Sebastidae
Gene: lonp1
Product: lon peptidase 1, mitochondrial
Exons: 21
Coding region: 1-3024 (1007 amino acids)
Biological process (GO): protein quality control for misfolded or incompletely synthesized proteins; chaperone-mediated protein complex assembly; protein catabolic process
Cellular component (GO): mitochondrial matrix
Molecular function (GO): ATP hydrolysis activity; single-stranded DNA binding; serine-type endopeptidase activity
Source: RefSeq, a predicted model, not a curated record
AUGGCGUCCUGCAUGAGGAUGCUCGGUGCUGCCCGGCAGCUGGAGAGAAGUCUGACUCUAAAUGUUCAGCUAACGGUGAAGCGGUCCGGUGGGUGGAGGACCUGCAGCGGCCGACACCUCCUCCUCACCGACACGUCCCCGCCGAGCCAGCUCCAGGCCCCGCGGUUCUGCUCCAACGCUCCGGUCAGCAGCACCGCGAUGACAGCCGGCAGCAGGCUGACCGGCACCGGCACCUGCAGACCGCACCGGUGGAUGCGGGUCGGGGCCGCUCUCCGGGACCAGACCGUGCCGCUCUUCCUCGCACCGACCUGUCGACCCUACACGGUCCAGGACAGGAUGUUCGGGAACCGGGCCAGCGGCGGGGAGGACGGAGGAGAGAGCUCGGGCUCCGGUGGAGAGGAGUCCGGAGGAGAAGGUGGAGCUCCGUACAGCGGAGCCACGAUGACGGCUCUCACCCCCAUGAUGGUGCCGGAGGUGUUCCCUAACGUGCCGCUGAUCGCCGUCAGCAGGAACCCUGUGUUCCCCCGGUUCAUCAAGAUCAUAGAGGUAAAGAACAAAGCACUGAUGGAGCUGUUGAGGAGGAAGGUUCGUCUGGCUCAGCCGUAUGCCGGAGUUUUCCUGAAGAGAGAUGAUAGUAAUGAGUCAGAUGUGGUGGAGUCUCUAGAUGCCGUCUAUUCUACGGGGACCUUUGUUCAGAUUCAUGAGAUGCAGGACCUGGGAGACAAGCUGAGGAUGAUCGUCAUGGGACACCGCAGGAUCCGGAUCACAAGACAGCUGGAGGUGGAGCCCGAGGAGGCGGCGGCGACGUCCCCCGUGGGGUUUGAGUCGGAGUCGGAGUCUCAACCAAAACCUCCGUCGAGAUCAAAGGGCAAACACAGCCGCAAGGAGCAACCGGGUCCCCCGACGGAGCAGCUCGAGGACAAGAUUUCCAACGCAGACUUGGGUCCAAAGCUUCAGCCUCUGCCCUCCUCCAACAUCCUGAUGGUCGAAGUGGACAACAUUCAACACGAGCAGUUCACUGUCACAGAGGAGGUCAAGGCGCUGACUGCAGAGAUAGUGAAGACCAUCAGGGACAUCAUCGCACUGAACCCCCUCUACAGAGAGUCGGUCCUCCAGAUGAUGCAGGCUGGUCAGAGAGUAGUCGAUAAUCCCAUCUACCUCAGCGACAUGGGAGCAGCUCUGACGGGAGCAGAGUCACAGGAACUACAAGACGUCUUGGAGGAGAUCAAUAUCCCGAAGCGUCUCUACAAGGCUCUGUCGCUGCUGAAGAAGGAGUACGAGCUCAGCAAACUGCAGCAGCGACUGGGCCGAGAGGUGGAAGAGAAGAUCAAACAGACCCACAGGAAGUACCUGCUGCAGGAGCAGCUCAAGAUCAUUAAGAAGGAGCUGGGUCUGGAAAAAGAGGACAAAGACGCUAUCGAGGAGAAGUUCAGAGAGAGACUCAAAGAGAAGACCGUCCCGCAGCACAUAAUGGAAGUCAUCAACGAAGAACUCAACAAACUGGGACUGCUGGACAACCACUCCUCAGAGUUCAAUGUGACCCGUAACUACCUGGACUGGCUGACCACCAUGCCCUGGGGCACCAACAGUGAAGAGAACUUAUCACUGGCAAGAGCCAGAGAGGUUCUGGAAGAAGACCAUUAUGGAAUGGAGGAUGUUAAGAAGCGAAUAUUGGAAUUCAUCGCAGUGAGCCAGCUGCGUGGCUCCACCCAGGGCAAGAUCCUGUGUUUCUACGGUCCUCCGGGCGUAGGAAAGACCUCCAUCGCCCGCUCCAUAGCGAGAGCCCUCAACAGAGAGUACUUCAGGUUCAGCGUGGGAGGCAUGACCGAUGUGGCCGAGAUUAAAGGACACAGGAGAACAUAUGUCGGAGCGAUGCCAGGGAAGAUUAUCCAGUGCCUGAAGAAAACCAAGACGGAGAACCCCCUGGUGCUAAUAGAUGAGGUGGAUAAGAUGGGCCGUGGUUACCAGGGUGAUCCAUCCUCCGCUUUGCUGGAGCUUCUGGACCCCGAACAGAACGCCAACUUCCUCGACCACUACCUGGACGUUCCUGUAGAUCUGUCGAAGAUUUUGUUCAUCUGCACGGCCAAUGUGACCGACACCAUCCCCGAGCCUCUCCGAGACAGGAUGGAGAUGAUCAACGUGUCUGGAUACGUGGCCCAGGAGAAGCUGGCUAUUGCCGAGCAAUACCUGGUCCCUCAGCUCCGCACUCGGUGCGGUCUGACCGAGGAGAAGGCCUCGAUCUCAUCCGACGCCCUCAGUCUGCUCAUCAGGCAGUACUGCAGGGAGUCCGGAGUCAGGAACCUGCAGAAACAAGUUGAAAAGGUUUUCCGUAAGGUGGCGUUCUGCAUCGUCAGCGGUGAACAAACCGCAGUGACCGUGACACCCGACAACCUGCAGGUCUACGUAGGUAAACCUAUUUUCACAGUGGAUCGAAUGUACGACAUCACCCCACCAGGAGUGGUUAUGGGGCUGGCAUGGACCUCUAUGGGAGGGUCGACGUUGUUCAUCGAGACUUCGUUGCGCCGUCCUUCUGGAGUAGGGGACCCUAAAGCAGAGGGGACACUGGAGGUCACAGGUCAGCUGGGUGAUGUAAUGAAGGAAAGUGCAAAGAUCGCUUCAACCUUUGCCAGAGCCUUCCUGAUGACCCAGGAACCAGAAAAUCACUUCCUGGUCAACUCCCACCUGCAUCUGCAUGUCCCUGAGGGGGCGACUCCCAAGGACGGACCAAGCGCUGGCUGCACCAUCGUCACAGCACUGUUGUCACUGGCAACCGACCGGCCGGUGCGUCAGAACGUAGCCAUGACUGGUGAAGUGUCACUGACCGGCAAAAUACUGCCAGUCGGAGGAAUCAAAGAGAAAACUAUAGCGGCCCGUCGUGCUGGUGUGACCUGCCUCAUCCUGCCAGAAGAGAACAGAAAGGACUUCUCCGACCUGCCCGACUACAUCAGGGAGGGCCUCGAGGUCCACUUUGUCGAUCACUACUGCCAUAUCUACCCCAUCGCCUUCCCACGGGACCAGUCUUAACCUACUUUCCAAUUACAACACUAAAUCCAAAGGCGAGAUGGACCAAGACUUCUUUUUUGUGGCACUAAAGAACCCAGAACCACAUUUGGUACCACAUAACACUGAUUGUCAUUCUGGUUGUAGUCGUACUAAAUAUGCAGAUUGGACUCCGAGGCACCUGCCGUGGAAAAUGGCGCUACUUUAUCUGUUGGAAAGUAGCAGCGAGCACGGCUCCAAAUCAUGAACAUCAUCGGGUGCGCGGUAGUGGCGAGGACAGAACGAACACGACAGAACGAACACGACAGAACGCGUUUCAGCUAUAGACCAUCAUCAGUUGAUGAUAGUUUAUAGCUGAAACAUGUUAGUUUUUUCCCACAAUAAACAAAAAAGGACCUUUUAUCUGUGAGCACCAGUGAUUGUUUGCUACAAUAUCUGUUCCAAAGUCAUCCAGAGGAACAAGCCGGCUCGGUGAUCACUCAGAUAAUUCAGUUUCAGCCACCACAGGACCCCUGAAAUGUAGGAGGACCUUCAUGUGAUAGAAGACAACAUCACUGAACUUGAACCAACUGUGCCAAAGAUGGCCAUACGCAGUAAAGUCAUGGUGAUGAUGACGAACACCUGGUCGGUCAUCACUGGAGAUGAUGUCAUCGAUGAGCAGAGGUUUUUAGGUGGCCGCCUUGCUGCCGGGCAGCCUCUUUACCCACAACUCUCAUUAUAUUAGAGCUGUGGAUGAACUCUUUCCCGUAUUUCUUAUAGUAUUUUAUAUUAUUAUUAUUUUUGGUCAGAUGUGAUGAUGAUGAUAUUGAAAUAAAUUAAAUCAUAAAUGCAA